This is a messenger RNA of Haliotis rufescens (red abalone), 4202 nucleotides long. Its product is annotated as rab GTPase-activating protein 1-like. The record is from RefSeq and is a predicted model, not a curated record. Lineage: Eukaryota; Metazoa; Mollusca; Gastropoda; Lepetellida; Haliotidae. The transcript has 22 exons. Bases 285 to 3458 code for a protein of 1057 amino acids.
AUUGUGGAGUAUAUUCAAGGGUGUGGUCAUUGUUUUGUGGGCUUCAAUUCACAGCUGUGACAAAGAGACAUAUGUUUGUGUAUAUUCUGUGACUGGACAGUUACAGGAAUAUAAAUGUUCUAUGCAAAAAUAGAAGAUAUCUGUGGAUGAAGUUUGUUAAAAUCAAAGGAGGAUAUUUGGUGGCGAUUUGUAUUAGGUUACCAUAGUUACAGCGUGAUGAUGACUUCGGACAGCUUGUCAGCUCCCUGCCCCGACUAUGAUCACGACUCUACUGCACUGCUGAUAUGGAGGAUGCCGUGAGCCGAGAGUCCGUGGAUUCCUCCUCAACAGGUGAUGACUUUGUGGUUGUCAACGCUGACCCAAAGUUCAAGUUGACUGGUGAUAUUAACGACCUAGACGAAGAGGUUGGUGCCGGCAAGUUCCUAUCCCCCAAGAUGGCUGCGUCUGCUGCAACCACUCCCGAACAAAAUGGCAUGGAAUUGGAGAAGGUUGAGCAUGCGAUCCGUGGCAGCCAGUCGGCUGAUGUCCUCAUCCCUGAUGCGUCCAACAUCACAGGGCCCAUCAGUCACUCGGAGAACAUGUCUGUGAUGGGCCUGGGGUCUGCAGACGCUGGUCUCAAUCAGAUUACUGCAAAUCGUGGCCGAUCGACCUCUCUUCCCACAAUUCCCGGCACGGACUGUACAGUCUUCGAUGGAGUCACCUACCUCGGCUGUGCUACAGUCAAUGCGCCGCGCAGCGAGGUGGAGAUCUACCGCAACAUGGCAGUACUCAACGACCAAUCACAGAUGGCGAUCCAUGUCACCCUCACCGUGCCCAGUACAUCUGAGGGAUUUGUAGGCCCUGCCGAUGGAAUGGUUCGAUUGAUCGAUCCAGCAAGCAACACAGAGAUUGCCAGUUACCGUAUUCACCGCAUUCUGUUCUGUGCACGAGGGCCCACUGACAGUAGCGAAAAGAAGUGCUUUGCAUUCACGUGCAGCCAUGGCGAUACAGCCGAAACCGCCAUUUUCCAGUGUCAUGUGUUUCGAUGCGACCUCCCAGAAGCAGUGGCCAAGAUCUUGUACAGCUUCGCAACAACAUUCCGGCGAGUUCCUCGGAGUACGCGGACAACAGCUGUAGCAGUAUUGCCGGAGGCUGAUCAGAACUAUGUGUUCACUGUGGGCAUCGAGUUCAAGGAAGAUGAUGGCAAGGGGAACUACUCUGCUGUGCCAAAGGAUAAGUCAGUGUUCAAGUUCCGCUCUAACGUGGAGAAGAGGAUCAGCAUCUGUGUGACUCACACUGGUCCAAUUGAACUCAAGAUUGAACGAUGUUUUGGGCUUUUGAUCUCCCCUGGGAGGAAUGUUAAACACAGUGAUAUGCAGCUUAUUGAGUUGAACUCGAUGGGCUAUGCUGGUGAUGGCCGCAGUUACACCAUCUCAGGGCAGUGGGAUCCCAGCGAGAAGUGUUUCCUUGUGCUGAACGAGGAGACGCCAAAAGAUACACGAGUGUUCCUUACGGUGGCUGUCGACCUGGUGAUCUUUGGUAUUCAGGAACCAGUCAGGUUUGCAGUGGAGACCAAAGCACGCAUCUAUCCUUCCAAUGAGCGAUUCUGGUACUUCACCAAGAAACCCCACUUUGAACAAUUCCAUGUGAGACUGAAACAGGUUGAAGGCAAUAACCAUGAUGGCGCCAACUUUGAGGUUGUCCACGUGGAGAGCCAGACGGAGAUGGACAGGAAGAGCACCGGCAUGAGCCUCAGUCUGAGCAGCAGCAAGCACAUCCCUGAGCCGGUCCAGACACCACAGGAAGAGGAGGAGUCAGAUGGUGAUGAGCCGCUGCUGAGCGGGUCUGGGGUGGUGAGCAAGGAGGUGACAGAUGAGAACCUGCUGGACGCCUGGCACGAUGUCCUCACCAAGUGGCACGCCAACCUCACACAGCGCCCCAAACAGGUGACGCACCUGGCACGGAAGGGUGUGCCUGAGGCUCUCCGCGGGGAGGUGUGGCAGCUCAUCACUGGUUGCCAUGACAGCAGUGAACUUCUGGAGGCGUACCGGAUUCUCAUUACCAAGGAGUCUGCGUGUGAGCCGGUGAUCCAGCGAGACAUCAACCGUACAUUCCCUGCUCAUGACUUCUUCAAGGAGUCGGGAGGUCUUGGACAGGAUUCUCUCUUCAAGAUCAGCAAGGCAUAUGCUAUCUAUGACGAGGAGAUCGGCUACGUCCAGGGCCUCUCAUUCCUUGCUGCUGCACUACUACUGCAUAUGCCCGAGGAGCAAGCCUUCUGUGUCCUGGUGAAGAUCAUGUUUGACUACGGCCUGCGGGACCUGUUUAAACAGGGAUUUGAGGAGCUCCACCUCAAGUUCUACCAGCUGGAGAGACUCAUGCAGGACCAGCUGAUUGAUUUAUACGGGCAUUUUGCUGACAUGGGUCUGGAGAUCCACAUGUUUGCUUCGCAAUGGUUCCUGACACUCUUCACUGCCAAGUUUCCCCUGCAUGUAGUGUUCAACAUCCUGGACCUAUACCUCAGUGAGGGCAAGGAUGUUAUCUUCAGUGUGGCGCUGGCCUUGUUAAAGGGUUCCCGGAAAGACCUUCUAGCACUGGACUUCGAGGGAGUCCUCAAAUACUUCCGCGUCCAGCUGCCCAAGAAGUACCGCACUGACGAUGCUGCGAAGGAACUGAUGCGGAUGGCGGUCAGCUCCAAGGUAACUGCUCGUAAGUUGAAGAAAUACGAGCGAGAAUACGUGCAGAUGAAGGAACACCAGCUGCAGCAGGAGAAUCCCAUCGAGAGGUUUGAGCGUGAGAACAAGCGCCUCCUCGAGGACAACCUCCGUCUUGAACAGGAAAAUGAUGACCUCGCCCAUGAACUGGUGGAGAGCAAACUGGCCCUUCGCAGUGAGCUUGAUGCCCUGGAGGACUCCCACGAGGCUCUGAUGAAGGACCACAUGACCACCCAGAAGAUGUUGACGGAGACGGAGGAGGAGAAACGACGACUUGAGACUGAGUCCUCACAGCUAAAGGAGAUGUGUCGGCGGGAACUGGACAGGGCAGAGUCUGAGAGCCAGCGGAACUCUGCCAUCAUCGCUGACUACAAACAGAUCUGCUCCCAGCUGAGUGAGAGACUGGAGAAGCAGCAGACGCAUUCACGCGAGGAACUGGGACGUAUUAAAGGUCAAGUGAAGUCAUGUGAUAAAUGCUCCAAGAUGUUCACCGAGGACGGCAAGGUCAGACUGCCGGAGGUCAAGGCCAACCCGGAAGACAGCAACCCAUGCGUGCUGGAUCUGAGGAAGCAGGUUCGAGAGCUGGAACUAGAGCUGGCCCAGACGAAGCUGGCUCUGGUGGAGUCUGAGUGCAAGACACAGGACCUCACUCACCAACUCAACUCAGCCAUCAGCGAAAUACAAGCAUCCAAAAACACCUGGUUCCACAAAACCAUCAGCUCCAUCAAGGAGGUGACAACAGUCAAUAAGAAGGAUCCCAAGGAAUGAGCCCAAGUUUGUGUGAUUUCGUUGUCAGGGACGACAGUGGAGGUUGUGCAGAAGGAGGUCUAGCAGGAGAUGAUUGUGACUCUUUUAACAGAGAAUAUUACUGUGUUGAUGACUUACUGAAUAUGUGUCAUGUGGAAUGUGGAUGUUGUGUGCCAAAUCUGUGGAAGGCAGCGCUGACUGUACAACUCAUAUUCAACCUACUGGAGAUGACUUAGGUGUGUCCUCUGUAAAGGACAGUCUUUGACGCAGGAGCGACAUUAGUACAAGGGUGUUCUUAGUACAGGGGUUUCCACAAUUCAAUGUUGUCCUCGAAUCAGAGGUGUCCUGAGUUGAGGUUUUCUCUGUACAGGGGUGUCCUUGGUACAUGGGUGUCCUCAGUACAGGGGUGUCCUUAGUUGAGUAUUCUUGGUAGUUCUUGCAUGAUUCUGGCGCAUCUUAAGAGAUAUCUUAGCCUAUCACCAGCAGGCACUCUGGUGUCAUGACCUUGUGUUGUGUUGCAAGCAUUGAUGUCAAGGUCACCUUAGAAUCUUUGAUCUGGGCUGCGAGAGAGAGAGUGCAAUGUGGACAGUCUAACUUACACUUGGAGAGUGUAGCUAUAUGCUCAGAUCCUGUAAACUACACACUGUUAGACACAUGUAGCUGUACCAGCAGGACAUCGCUGUACAAUAUAUCUACGACAAAUUGGUGUACCAAUAAACAUCAAUGUGCGAUAUGUUUACGAUACUUGAGGAUGUACCAGCAAAA